Drosophila montana is the source of this 921-nucleotide messenger RNA. Its product is annotated as nucleophosmin-like. The record is from RefSeq and is a predicted model, not a curated record. The transcript has a single exon. Bases 1 to 234 code for a protein of 77 amino acids. NCBI's taxonomy places the organism in Eukaryota, Metazoa, Arthropoda, Insecta, Diptera, Drosophilidae.
AUGUCAAGCAGCUUAAAAUUCAGCGCCACGUGCAGCAACCAAACUGCAUCCGAGUGGUCCAACUCAACGGGCGGGGAUGAUGACAACGAUGACGACGACGACGACGAUGACGACGAUGAGGACGAUGACGAUGACGAUGAUAUAGUAGAGAAUGGAGAGAAUGUUGAACAGAUGCCGAUUGUGGUUGUGGCAUCGACGACGCGACGUCGACGAGACAGAGAGUACAUCACCUAGACCCAUUUAAAAUUGAAGCAGCUCUAUUUAUUCUGUUUAUAUAGCUUAUCAGUUAUUUCGAUGCCUCACUCAAUUAUUAUUUGGUCACUCGAUUGGCAAACAUAAAUUCCUUUGUAAUUAAGCUUAAUACUCACAUAUAGCUUACUCUUCUGGCAACCCAAUCAAAUUGGGAAAUUCUAAAUUGCGUGGCCUUAGUUUUGAAUGCGAAAGCAACAACUGAUUUUAUAAAAUAGCUGCAUAUAUAAUCGAUUUAGAGAUUCAUUCAAUUCCAACGAAUCUUCAUUAAACAUAUGUAAAUCUAUAUGCAAAGGGAAGCGAUAGUUUUUUUUAAACAUAUAUAUAUAUAUUUAGAGAUUAGGCUCGAACGUUUUAUACAUUCAACUUCAAAAUCAUAGGCAAUUAUAAAUUCUACGAAAAUUAUACACUUAUACAAAUAUACAAAUGCAGAUAGUUAUACACGACGCUAUGGUGACUGUCAGUAGUUUGUACUUUUAUUAGGCUAGUAAAACCCCGAACUCCCUAUUUGUACUCGUAUGUUGCUUAGUAGAUAAAUUGAUACAUACCCUUAAAGCAAAAGAUUGUGAAUGAAGUGACUGCCGGUCAGAAAAGGGCGUAACUUAUAUUGAAAACAUAUAUUGUAUAUUAAUUUAUGUAAUUCUCAAUAAUAUAAUUAUGCAAAUUCUUAAA